Messenger RNA from Fusarium keratoplasticum, 705 nucleotides. RefSeq lists its product as uncharacterized. Lineage: Eukaryota; Fungi; Ascomycota; Sordariomycetes; Hypocreales; Nectriaceae. The transcript has a single exon. The record is from RefSeq and is a predicted model, not a curated record. Bases 1 to 705 code for a protein of 234 amino acids.
AUGCUUCUUCACUCUACCGUUAUUCUGGCUCUCGCUAGUCUGGGUGCCUCAAAGAACUUUGGCUACAUGCAAUCACCACGACCUGUUGCAAACAGUUCCGACCUCAACGAACGACAAACCGGUUGCAACGGCGGCGGCGCCGUAGAGAUAGACUGCGAUGGAACUUGCAUCCCCUACAACUACGACUGCUGCCGCCUCGGGGACGGAUCAUUCUGCGAGACCCUAUGCGACUCUCUUGGCGGCGGUUGCAAAGACAGCGGUUCCGGUGGUGGAUAUGGCGACUCGGACGGUGGCGACUCGGACGGCGACGGGUGUCAGGACGGCUACACCCCUUGCGACCAAAUCUGCAUCCCACCGACUGGAAUGUGCUGUGGCGAUGGCACCUGGUGCAAGUUGGGCAAAUGCACGAAGAAUGGGGAUUGCGAUCUGAGCGAGUACGCGGGUGGAAAACAAAACAGUGGCAGCGCUCAGACGACCACAGAAGCAAGUGGCAGCAGCAGCACUGAUAGUAGCAGUAGUGGGAAGGGCAGCGGCAAUGACGAGGAGGAGAGCUCUAGCAAGGAGGAGGACAGCAAGGGUGGUGAUAACAAGGACAGUGAUGAGGAGGCCAGCGAGUCUAAGGACAGAGACAAGGGCAACGAUGCUUCCCUUCGUCUACCAACUCUCGCCGUUGGCCUUGUGGCACUCGUUCCUCUCCUGAUGUAG